AUGGCUUCCAACCCCCCCGGAGCCUGCUGCUACAAAGGCGUCAGGCACGAAGGCACUCCUACCGGCGAGUUCUCUCGAUUGGGUGAUUUUGAGAUCUACACAAAGUAUCCUGAGAACAAGAGCACCGAACUUGGCAUCCUUAUCAUCACUGAUGUGAUCGGUCACCGCUUCAAUAAUGCCCAAUUGAUCGCAGACCAACUGGCCGCCAAUGGCUACUUCGUCAUGAUGCCCGAUCUAUUCGACGGAGAUCCGAUUCCCCUCAACCGUCCUGGCGAUUUCGAUAUUAUGAAAUGGAUGAAGGGUGGAUAUCACCCCAAGAACACUGCUCAUUUGCCGCCCAACGUCGACCCUAUCAUCGACGCAUGCCUUAUCGAAAUGAGGACGAAGUACGGAUGCAAGAAAAUUGGCGGUGUGGGCUAUUGCUUCGGUGCGAAAUAUGUUAUUCGACACCUCCGCCCCGACGCUGGGAAAAUCGACGUCGGCUAUACCGCCCACCCGUCAUUCGUCGAAGCCGAUGAGCUCCGCGACAUCAAAGGUCCUCUCGCCAUUGCCGCCGCGGAGACCGAUCAGAUUUUUCCGACCGAGAAACGUCACGAGAGUGAGGUCAUCCUCAAGGAAACGGGUUUGCCAUACCAGAUCAACCUGUACAGCGGCGUGGUACAUGGCUUCGCCGUAAGAGGGGAUUUGAACAAGAGAGCCGAUGUCUACGCCAAGGAGAAUGCUUUUGUGUUUGCGAUCCAGUGGUUUGAGGAGCAUUUGAAGGAUGGAAAGUAA
Messenger RNA from Fonsecaea monophora, 774 nucleotides. RefSeq lists its product as hypothetical. Gene Ontology annotation, molecular function: hydrolase activity. The coding region runs from base 1 to 774 and encodes 257 amino acids. Lineage: Eukaryota; Fungi; Ascomycota; Eurotiomycetes; Chaetothyriales; Herpotrichiellaceae. The record is from RefSeq and is a predicted model, not a curated record. The transcript is spliced from 3 exons.